GUCUAGACUAGACUAGAGAGAGAGAGAGAGAGUACGUCCGGGCACGUUAUUGUUGCAUCAGAAAUUGCAGACUGUUGACAUGUCAAGCUCGGGAGAGUUAGCCUUUGAUUAUGGCUUCUUGCUGCACACAAGUGAGGAGGCCACAGCCACCGUGGCUCUGAAUGAGUACCUGAGCUCCCGCAGCUACCUGGCUGGGUUCAGCCCCUCUCGGGUGGACCAGGAGGUCUUUGAGCUCCUGCACAGGCCCCCGGCCCCGCAGCACGUGCACGCUCUGCGCUGGUACAGGCACAUAGCAGCCCUGCAGCGGGAGACCCCCAGCCCAGAUAGCAGCAUAAAGGGAAAGAGGGUCCAGCACCCCUGGUCUGCCCCAGCCGGGUCCAACCUGCCAAAGCUGCGACUCUACAACAGCCUCACACGCACCAAGGAGCUGUUUGUUCCCCAGAAUGGAAACAAGGUGUCGUGGUACUGCUGCGGACCCACUGUCUAUGAUGCCUCUCACAUGGGACAUGCCAGAUCUUACAUAUCUUUUGAUAUCCUCCGAAGGAUUCUGAUGAACUAUUUCAAAUAUGACGUGUUCUACUGCAUGAACAUUACGGACAUAGACGACAAGAUCAUCAGGCGGGCCAGACAGAACUACCUUCUGGACCAGUACAGAGAGAAGAAGCCAGCGGCUGCCCAGGUACUGCAGGAUGUCCUUAGUGCCAGAGGGCCCUUCCAGGCCAAGCUGGCCGAGACCACAGACCCAGACAAGAAACAGAUGCUGGAGAGGCUGGACUCUGCCGUCGCUGCUGCUCUGGGACCCCUGCAGGGGGCGGUGGAGAGCAAGGCUGGGGAGGCUGACAUACAACGCCUGGCUCAGGUGUUACUGGAGAAGGCCAAAGACCUGCUGUCUGAUUGGUUGGAUGCUCAAUUUGGCAGUCAGGUGACCGAGAACUCCAUCUUCUCUCUUCUUCCAAAGUUCUGGGAAGGGGAGUACCACAACGACAUGGAUGCCUUGAAUGUCCUUCCCCCAGACUUCAUCCUUCUGGGUUCUUUUGAUUUUCCCGUCGGCAGGUACGAGUCCAACGGUUCAGUUUAUUUUGACACAGCCAAGUUUGCCACCAGCCAGAAGCACGCGUACGGCAAGCUGGUACCUGAGGCGGUCGGCGACAUGAAAGCUCUGCAGGAGGGAGAGGGAGAUCUGAGUGUCUCAGCAGACCAGCUCAGUGAGAAGAGGUCGCAGAAUGACUUUGCCCUGUGGAAGGCCUCUAAGCCAGGGGAGCCGUCCUGGGACUCACCCUGGGGAAAGGGUCGGCCUGGCUGGCAUAUCGAAUGUUCCGCUAUGGCUGGUUCCAUCUUGGGAGAGUCCAUGGACAUCCACGGGGGAGGGUUUGACCUCCGAUUCCCCCAUCACGAUAAUGAGUUGGCUCAGUCCGAGGCUUACUUUGAGAACGACCACUGGGUUCGCUACUUCCUGCACACUGGUCACCUGACCAUCGCAGGUUGCAAGAUGUCCAAAUCUCUCAAGAACUUCAUCACCAUCAAGGAUGCCCUGGCGAAGAACACAGCUCGGCAGCUCCGUCUAGCCUUCCUGAUGCAUUCCUGGAAGGACACCCUGGAUUACUCCUCCAACACCAUGGAGUCGGCUGUCCACUACGAGAAAUUCCUGAAUGAGUUUUUCCUCAACGUCAAAGACAUUCUGCGAGCUCCCUGUGACGUCACCGGACAGUUUGAGAAGUGGGAGGCAGCAGAGAUGGAGCUCAACGAGAGUUUCUAUGAGAGGAAGGCAGCAGUCCACGCGGCGCUGUGUGACAACGUGGACACGCGCAGCACCAUGGAGGAGAUGAGGGCGCUGGUAACCCAGAGCAACACCUACAUAGCCAGUAGGAAGAGCUCCAAACUGCAGCCCAACCGCAUGCUGAUGAAGAGCAUCGCUCUCUACCUGACUGACAUGCUCAAGACCUUCGGGGCCAUUGAAGGGACCGAGCCUAUUGGAUUCCCAGUGGGAGGAGAUGGUCACCAUGUGGAUAUGGAGACCACAGUGAUGCCCUAUCUGAAGGUGCUGUCAGACUUCAGAGAAUCUGUUCGCAAAAUUGCCAGAGAACAGAAUGUGACAGAGGUUCUACAGCUGUGUGACGUGGUCCGUAAUGACACCUUACCUGAGCUGGGGGUGCGUCUAGAAGACCAUGAAGGCCUUCCCACUGUGGUGAAGCUGGUGGACAAAGAGACCCUGCUGAGGGAGAGGAAUGAGAAAAAGAAGAUGGAGGACGAGAAGAAGAACAAGAAAGAGGAGGCUGCCAAGAAGAAGCAGGAGCAGGAGUUGGCCAAACUUGCGAAGAUGAAAAUCUCUCCUUGCGAUAUGUUCCGCUCUGAAACCGACAAGUAUUCCAGCUUUGAUGAGACGGGUUUCCCCACGCAUGACGUGGAGGGGAAGGAUCUCAGUAAGGGCCAGACCAAGAAGCUGCGGAAACUCCACGAGGCCCAGGAGAAACUGCACCAAGAGUAUCUCCAGACCAAUCAAAAUGGCUGCUGAGAGUCCUGGGCCACGUUCAGUUGUCAAACGUUCUCGAAUGUUGCAGAUGGUUACGCCACUAUUGUAGUCGACAUGAUUCCUUAAUCUACACGUCAGAGAGAAGCAUGUUUGUUCUACAUUGCAUAUUUCUAUCUGAACGUUCCCGAAACGUUGCGUCCUGCUGAACACGCCCCCUGGAGGACGCUGCUCCGCCCCCUCCCGCGCUCCGCCCAUAGCGAUAGUUCUGUCCUCAUUUGUCGUUAUUCAGUUCCUCAAUCAUUUUUUUAUUUUUUGCUAAAUCAACAAUUCCCUGCAUAUUAUGUGAGGGCUUGCAAAUUUGACCAAUCACCGCACUAUCUCCGAAUAAAGCAGUCAAAUCGUCACAAUAUUAUCGCAUAAAAUGUACCCAUCACCGCAGUACAAAAAGAGAGCUUGCAAUUUCAACCAAUCACCUCACAUUUACCGCGUAAUAUAGUUCAUUCAAGCCACACGACAAAACUUUCCCCUCAUCAGUGUAUUUUCCAGACCAAUUAGACUAAAUCAUCGUAUAUCACCUUGCAGAACUUUCCCCUCAUCAGUGUAUUUUCCAGACCAAUUAGACUAAAUCAUCGUAUAUCACCUUGCAGAACUUUCCCCUCAUCAGUGUAUUUUCCAGACCAAUUAGACUAAAUCAUUGUAUAUCACCUUGCAGAACUUUCCCCUCAUCAGUGUAUUUUCCAGACCAAUUAGACUAAAUCAUCGUAAAUCACCUUGCAGAAUUGCAGCGGCAAAAUAAAGCUUCUUUUUUUUUCUCUCAGAAAAUUCCACAAAACAACAAUCACUGUGAAUUCCUGGAGGGUCUGACUAUUGGUGAUGCUGAGGCCAGAGAGACCCUGGGUGUGUUUCAAUAGUCUAAAUAAUGAUCUCCUCGUCUCCUCUUAUCCUGAGUGGACAGGUCAGGACGGCGGAGGGUUAUUUUCUCUCUCCUCUCCACCUCUUUUACAUUAGAGCAGGUGAAAGGUGAGGAGAUGAAACUGCAUUCGACUAUUGAGGUGCAUCCACCCUCCCAGUGUUUUUAAGACCUUGAGACACAACCUGGGCUCCUUUGCACUGCACUCCAUGGGGUCACUUUUAAAGGGUUGGUUCAAUCAAAAUCAGUAAUGGAUACAUUUUUUGUUUUGUUUUUGUGAUUGACUGCAACUACAGUUCGGAUACAGUUUCUUUCACUUUUACAGCUACCACCAGCUAUGAUCGGUAUUGAUAACCUCAGUUUCACUUGUUUUAGCUUUAACUAAAUUGCGUGCCAAAAUGAACUCUGCGUAAAACCACGCCUGGGGGUAGUCGAUAGCGACGCUAAAGUGUGUCUGUGGUUGCUUUAGCAAAGUAAUAAUAACCUACUAUUUGUAGUUGUAGACACUCCCUGGCCCGACGACAACCUUGCAAGCUGAAGAAAAUGAUGACAUUCAGGUGAACUAUCCCUGUAGACAACAGUUUGUCUGUUGAAAGGGAAAAUGAGUCCUCUGAAACCCUUUGUGGGCCCAGGCUUCCAUGUGCUGUAGAUCGACUCGUCACACAGUGAUCGUUUUAGCUCUCCACUGCAAACUGCUAUUCAGGGCUGUUAUUGGUUGGCAGCGUGUCCUACAGCCGUCCAAUGAGGUUUCAUUUCCCUCUCUCCACCAUGACUGCAUAUCAUUCCUUUUUUAAAAUUCUGAUAUUAUGACUGAAAGGACAGUGAAGUUGAUACACAGUGGAGUUGAUACACAGUGAGGUUGAUACACAGUGAAGUUGAAUUAAUAUGCAGAAAUUAUCAUAGAAACAUCUGUUCCAGAGGCUUCCUUGGGGGUUUUGGUCUUUCACAUGACAAAAUAACAUGCUUUGGUGCAGGUGUUAGUUAGGCAUGUUGCAACGAUAGCAGAGGGAUGAGAAAUCUUCUAUAGGAAUAUGGAAUUUGUGAGACGUUGAAAUAAACAUUUAAAAUAAAGAUUUUUAACCAAA
Messenger RNA from Oncorhynchus nerka (sockeye salmon), 4465 nucleotides. It is a transcript of the gene cars1, whose product is annotated as cysteinyl-tRNA synthetase 1. The record is from RefSeq and is a predicted model, not a curated record. The transcript is spliced from 21 exons. NCBI's taxonomy places the organism in Eukaryota, Metazoa, Chordata, Actinopteri, Salmoniformes, Salmonidae. Gene Ontology annotation, cellular component: cytoplasm. Gene Ontology annotation, molecular function: cysteine-tRNA ligase activity; ATP binding. The coding region runs from base 80 to 2512 and encodes 810 amino acids. Gene Ontology annotation, biological process: cysteinyl-tRNA aminoacylation.